AUGGACAUCAGUAAUCGAAAGUAUGAGCCUAUCCAGGUCGAGAUGAUCGGUCUGGAAGAUGGCGUCCGAAGAUUGACGAAGGACGGUCACACAGAUAUCCCUCCACUAGUCAAAUGGCGGAAUAACCUGACGGCUCUUUCACAGUACCAUAACCUCUUCUUUGUUGCUCAAGCAGAUAAGGUUGCCGUCUACCAGCCCGAGUUCCCAUAUCAAACCCUGAGCAAAGAACCGGUCCUGCGUAUAGCACCUGAGCUUGCAAACCCACACGCUAACGGAUAUUUGAGCUCUGCUAGGGAGAAUGUCUCGCCUCACUGUAUCAAUCAUUUAAUGGUUGGCGAUCUUGGGUCUCAAGAGAUAUUGGCCCUGGUAACUGAUUCAGGCAAUGUCAUAGCAUACUAUACCAGCUCAGUAGCUGCGGCAAUCAAUAGAGCAUCGGCUCAACGAGAAGGAGGGACAAAUUCUGACAUCUUAGGCCUACGGCACUUCUUUUCCUACUGGGUGCGACAAUCGUCCUGGGGUCUCGACAUACACAAAGAAGCCCGGAUGAUCGCCGUGUCCUCGAAUGUUCCUAAUGCUGCACAACCGGCUAUUGACGCCGAUACAUCAGCCACAGUGACCGUUUUCGCCUUCGCUCUGACCUCUCACUCUAAAGUGGCUAGCUCAUCGUCCAGUGGCGAUGACGAGACUCACACCACAGACAGUGUCGAGUGGACAAAUUGGUCCUCGAAUAGUGGUGGAACACAACCAAGAAGAGACCGGAACUACAAGAUCUCGCUGGCAGGCUUUCCAGGUCAUGAGAAUAAUAUACCCAAUAUAUCUUUUGUCAAUACCAACGAUGAGUCCGAGGGUACAUGGCUAUUAAGCACGGAUAUCACUGGUGCAAUGAAACUCUGGCAGAUAUGGAAAGUCGCCUGCUUUCGUACCUGGUAUUUUGGCACUCCUGAUAUGAAUGUGAGACCUUGGUUGCAUCACCAAUUCCCAGGCUGGAACGUUGCCGCCCUUGACAUCAAUUGUUUUCGACCUGCUGCCACGAAUGAAGAAUUUAUUGGCGCGAACAAGGCUCCUAUGUACUACGGCUACCAUGAGUCUGGCCCGAGCUACAAUCUGACAUCUGUGACCACACGACUGCCUGAAAAUAGUCAAUUUCACCCUCUACACGCCGAGUCCACAGAUGUUGACAGCCCCCCUGAACGUAACGAAGUCUACCAUUACAGUGGUGGUGAGGAUGAGGAUGAAGAGGACACCAGUGACGUUGAGGGAAUGGAAGAUGUACGAUCUUCAGUCGAGCCAUCUCUUGUCCCAGACUUUGAUCCUCCGGACACAGACUAUGACGUCGGUCUGCGCGAUGUUGAAGUAUACAACAGAGCUAUUGAGUUCGAGAUAGAGACGGACUCUGAAUCUGAGGACUACGACUCCGACCUAGACGAGGACCAGACAGCGUCAAUCGAAUCCACUUCGCCUCAAUCACCUUCACCUCUACGGAACUUCAGAAUGCAGAAUGUCAUACGUCGUGCAGCAACCCCCAUCCAGCACCCCAAUAUCAUUCCUCCUGAAAUAGCUAUGAUCCACUGUUCAGAUUCACAUAUCCGCCUGCUUGGCUCCCCGAAAGCCAAGUUUCCGCACAUUUUCUCAGCUAACGUCCUCCGACAAUUAAUGCCACAUAAUGCUCACACACAUGUUCAAGGCUUGGAGUUCUCACACAUGGAUCGCCUGAAUAUGCUCCACGUGAUCAAAGAGCUAGGCGUCAUCCUCAUCGCAACACAGACCGGCCGCGUAGCAGUGUGCGCUCUGACUCGACGGCCAGACCUUCUCCUAGGAUUCCGCGUAGACUGUAUCUUGCCAACAAAACGUCAGGAACGCAGUGGUCGUAGACCAACAUUCUGCACAUUGAUCGGCAUGGCAGUCGCACCGAUCCAGGGACGUACCAAGCCACGCUCCUUCGCCGACAGCGACUCUUCAUCGUCCUCAACAGUUGGCGACAGCUCCGGGCUACGCUUCUCAGACCAGCAUCCCAUCGACAUUGACGGUGUACGCACAUCAUUCGACAAUAAAGUCGUAGUCCUACGGCACAAAGCGACUGCGCAAGAACACGAGGCCUGGCGGAACAAGGACAGGACCCCACCUUUACCAAAGACAGAGACCAGACCCUGGACGCAGCUAGAGGAAACGGAAGCGUGGAAGGCUUGUGAAAUCAGCAGGAGAUAUAGGCUGAUGUUGACGUACAGUGAUUUUAGCAUCUUGACGUACGAGAUAUCGAGAAGUGUAGAAAGAGGUGAGAUUGCCUGA
Molecule: messenger RNA, 2286 nt
Organism: Lithohypha guttulata
Lineage: Eukaryota; Fungi; Ascomycota; Eurotiomycetes; Chaetothyriales; Trichomeriaceae
Exons: 1
Coding region: 1-2286 (761 amino acids)
Source: RefSeq, a predicted model, not a curated record